AUGUCCUCGGCGGGCAAGACAGCGCCGAAGCUCUUCCACGAUUUCCUCGCCUUCGAUCCCCUCAAAGUCCACAACAAUGCGAACAUCCUCACCGAUAUCCCUCCACCUGUUGGCGAAGGCCCUCAAAUCUCGCCUGGAAUAGGAUCAUGCAAGCACGACUACAGCACGAAAUGGAAGCAAAGCAUCUCCCCCGCCUUGGACGAAAGGCCGCAGCGAGGCAGUCAAUACAAGGCUGCGGUGGUGUGCAAGAAAUGCAGGUUGCAUGCAUACGUUCAAAUAGCAUACCUUGAUGAUGCUACGAAUCCAUGUACAAGAGCUGAGUUUCCGUUACAUCACUUCGUGCGGCGGCAGGAGGAGGAUGAGACCACGCAUAAUCGUAUUGUGUACGCAUGGGUGUGCUCGGCUCCAGAAUGUUGCGCGCAUCUAAAGGCAACAUAUCGACUGCCGAGGCUGGCACAGGCGGACGUCAAGCUACUCACCGAUCCUGCUUUGUUGCAGAGCAGAUUCGAUGCAACCUUCAGAGCGGAUCCUGCGAGGGAAGGUCUGAAGCUGGCAACGCCAAUGGAUGCGAUCGGCCGACUGCGGAGGUAUCUGAAGGAUGCCUUGAAUCCGGAGCAUACGAGGCGAACAUUUCCAGCCAACAAUAAGCGAUUUAUGGAAGCAUUCGGCGUGGAUGGACAAGACUGCGCAGAGUUGUUGAAUAAGCUGGGAUUUCGGUUCCAGCCCACAAGCGGAAGUGAGCUCGAUGGCACUGUUCAAGAUGCGACAUGGACGCUGCCAAAUCCAGCGGAAAUCGCCAGCCGUUUCCAAGCUGAUGGCGAGAGUCACCGCGAGGCUCUCGAGGAUGUUGACGCCGAGCUUGUAGCAUGGAUGUACGAGCUGGCUUCGCGACUGAGUGUCCCAAAUCCCGCCAGUGCUGAAGGUUGGCCUUCUGCAGAUCGUGAUAUCGAGCGGCUACUUGCAGCACAAGGACGUUAUCCUCGGCGUUUAUGCUUCUGUUUUCAAUCUCUGACUUCACCAAGGUACUUCGCAUCUCUCGGCGCGCAACCAGACUUUGCCGACGAGCUCGUGGUAUUCGCCUUUGACCGCCAAUUCGAGUGUGAUCCAUCGAAUGGUCCAUAUUAUCUUGAGUGUCUGCAGGUCAUCACAGCUGCGCGCGGCACCGAACAACUUCAACUCAAAGUCGCAACAUUAGAAUCCCAGGAUUUGAUCAGUCGACGAGAUCUGACAAACGCUUAUCGAUCGCUAAACUGCACACGCACCGAAUCCGACGAGCGCAUACUUGGCCUGUUCCAAGUCCGGCAAAGCGACACAGGACCAUCAGGACAGGAAGAUUUAAGGCAGGCGUUGUACAAAAUCGGCAUGUCGCGACAAAGUCAGAGGCUCAUCAACGCUUCACGCCAGACCAUUGAGACUUACGAAGAUGCUUUGCUUUGGAUCGGAAAUGGUGUUGACAAGAACACGGCUGACGAGAUGCUACUGGCGACAGCCGUGACUCAAGGUAACGAACAAACGAGCGGUACCGAAAUGGCGAAGAAAGCGAUCUCCAUCAUCGCAAAGGAGCGGAAGAGCAAUACUCUGAAUAACUGGCUUCUCGGAAGCGAUACAAACGGACAUUCGAUGGGUGUCGAAGAGGCACUACGGCAUCUGGGAGUUUCUGAAAGCUUCUCCACGCUCGACAAAGAGGUGUUGUCGACAGUCCUAGCAGCUGCGAGGACCGACCGACCCGGUGAACAGACUGAAAAGGCCGUUGCCGUACUCGAGCAGGCAAUGGCAUCCUGGACAACGCACUCCGCAGACACCUGGCCAGUGGGUCUGACUAGCCACGGCAACACUUGCUACCUCAACAGUCUGCUGCAAUACUACUUCAGCAUCAAGCCAUUGCGCGACAUCAUUCUCGAUUACGAUCGGUUCAAGCUGGAUACUGAACAGUACCUGGAGAAAGAUGAGCGUGUCGGACAGCGGAAGAUAUCCAUGGUGGAAAUCAAGGGAGGACAAAGAUUCGCUGAGGAUUUGAAGUUUCUGUUUGAGCGCAUGAUCAAGGAUCCACGAGAGCACUUCAAACCUGAGGAAGAUCUUGUUUGCCGAGCGUUCCUAGAGCCGAAGGAUUUCGCCUUGCUGGCAUCCAGCAUCAGAGAAGAGCAGGCUGCAUCGAAAGCCAAUGGGCCAAGUUUGGAGGCUGCCGUCGAUGAGAAGCUUUCGGAAGAUACCACCACGGCCGCGGCGCCCGCCGAGUCUCAGGGCUCUCGGCAGUCCGACGCUAGCAGUGUAACGCUCAUUGGAGAUGAGAUGGACCUCGAUUCACAAAAGCCGGAAGACGCUCCUCCACCACUUCCACCUCGAAGAUUCUCCACUGCAAAAGAGCAAGCCCUUGUCAUUGCACAACAGAACGCUAAGUCGCAGCAAGAUGUGACAGAGGUCCACGACGGUAUUAUGUUCCGACUACGGUCUGGGAUGAUGCCAAAGGGUGUCGAUGAAGGUGGUGAGCAGCAGGAUGACCUACGCGGCCUGUUCUCUAUCGGUCUAGCAGAGACAGCGGUGCUAAAAGGUGCGGAUGGCAAGCAGAAAGAGCUAUCGGAUUCGAGCAUUCAGCUCAACGUCCCUACCGAGCCUACCGAUAUCUACGCCGCUCUUGACGCUAUUUUCGACUUGCAGUCUAUCAACGAGAAUUCGGCCGGCGGCGCGAUCGAGACCUACAGAACCAUCCGGAGACUGCCACCUUUGCUGCAGAUCAACAUCCCACGCAUUGGUUUCAGCGAAGCACGAGGCGGCGCAUACAAAUCAGAAGUCACCGUCAAGCUCCAAGACGACCUGUAUUUGGACCGAUACACCGACCACAACCAAUCCGAAAUCCUCCCACGUCGCAAGGCCUGCUGGGGUUGGCGCAAGCAGCUGCAGCAAUUGCGACAAGAGCAGUGCGCCCUCAGCAAGACGCCCGUUGAUCUUGAUGGACCGUCGGCGGUAAAUGAGACAGCGAACUACCUCAACAUGGUCGGUGCAAUGGGCGAUGAACUCGAAGACAUCGGCGUUGGCCGCAUUGACGUCCCGAGCGAGCUUUCAUUCGCUCUGACCUGCGAUGCGGAAGAGCAAGGUAAUCGUCUCGGCCAGCUUCAGAAAGAGAUCGAAGAUCUGUCCAAGAAGCUGGAAGGUCAAUUCGAUGAAAUGAAAGAGAUCAAGUACUGCCUCGCAGCGGUGUUCAUCCAUCGCGGUACGCACGGGCAUGGUCACUACUGGAUCUACAUCAAGGACUUUGCCAAAGGCAUCUGGCGAAAGUACAACGAUGAGAAGGUGGAGGAGUACGCAAACGUCAGCGAAAUCCUGGAGGCCAAGACUUGGGAGCAUGGAACUCCGACAUACGCAGUCUAUGUGCAAGAUCAAGGCAAACUUGACAUCAUUCAGCCCGUGUGUCGAGCACCCGAAGCACUGCCUGCGCCUCCCGAACAAGCACCGGAGCAGGCACAGCUUCAGCCAACGACUUUCAAGGCUUCCGAACCGCGGAAGGAGGGAUUCCUGCGAGGAGACUCUCCUACUUUGGUUAAUGAAGGCGGAGACAAGACUUGGGACGGUCUACGGCAAGUCGGCGAUGCGCAGUGGUAG
Messenger RNA from Zymoseptoria tritici IPO323, 3597 nucleotides. RefSeq lists its product as uncharacterized. The coding region runs from base 1 to 3597 and encodes 1198 amino acids. The transcript has 5 exons. The record is from RefSeq and is a predicted model, not a curated record. Gene Ontology annotation, molecular function: cysteine-type deubiquitinase activity; proteasome binding. Lineage: Eukaryota; Fungi; Ascomycota; Dothideomycetes; Mycosphaerellales; Mycosphaerellaceae. Gene Ontology annotation, biological process: regulation of proteasomal protein catabolic process; proteasome-mediated ubiquitin-dependent protein catabolic process; protein deubiquitination.